This is a messenger RNA of Prunus armeniaca (apricot), 696 nucleotides long. The record is from the annotation of a GenBank genome assembly. NCBI's taxonomy places the organism in Eukaryota, Viridiplantae, Streptophyta, Magnoliopsida, Rosales, Rosaceae.
AUGAAGCAGGUUGAGCACUUGCCAGACAAGUACAUAUUGAAACAAUGGCUUCAAAGUGCGAAAAGCGGUGUAAUAUACGAUAAGAAUCACAAAGAAGUUAAUGAUUGCGUUGAUGGUUUGCUUUUGGUUAAGAGAUCGAAAGUUUGCAAAGUUGCAAGUGAGUUGAUUGAUUCGGCUUUGUUGUGUGAUGAAGGUUUUGAGUUGCUGGAAAAAUCUUUUGAAGACAUUCGUGGGAAGCUUACAACGUUGGUGUCAUCAAGAGCUCAUGUCGAAGAACCCAAUGGAGAUGUUGGAACUAGUUAUCCCCAACUCAGAAUCAAAGAUCCACAUCGAGUAAAAGUAAAAGGGCGUGGGAAAAGAGUUAAAGGAGAAAAAGAGAAUGCAGUGCAACGACAUAAACGUCGGUGCACUGAAUGUAGGAAGACUGAUCAUGAUAGAUGGAGUUGUCCAAAACUUGCGAGCCCCUCUUCAUCUUCCGACACAGAACUUUGUGGUCCAGUUGGUGAGAAUUUGCAGCCCACUCAGAGCAUGCAGGACAGUGAACCUACAAUGACAAAGUCAUUUAUGCAAGAGUUUGAUUUCAUCACCAUGCUUUCAAUGCGUAACUCGAAGUUUCAGAUCCAUCUUUUGUUGAAGGUUGAUGUCCCGGAUGUCCUCUGGGGUUUGGGAUUUUCAAAACCUGAAGCCCUUGUUUGA